UUGGUGUCUAUACUCUAUACACAAAAAUCUGUGAAAAAAUUGAAAACAUUGAGUGGAGAAAAUGUGCUAAAAAACUGAAUUUUUAUUAUAAUGUACUUCUAAAAAUAUAAUAAAUGAGUUUACUGCAUUAACCAUUUUUAGCUGCCUUUAACGAAAUAAAAAUGAAGGGGAUCUUAGAACCAAUUUUUAUGUUUUUAAUAGGUCUAAAUGCAGUAUCAUCAUCUAGAGUGUUAGAGUUAAGUGACAAAUUUAUCGACAUUAGCAGUGAAGGAGUUUGGUUUGUAAAGUUUUAUGCACCAUGGUGUGCACACUGUCGCAGAAUCGAGCCUAUCUGGGCGCAUGUAGCCCAGGCUUUAUACAACACUCCCAUAAAGGUAGCCAAAGUAGACUGUACACGGUUCACAGCUGUAGCCACUCACUUUAAAGUGAGAGCUUAUCCUACGAUUAUGUUUAUAAAAGGAGCAUUCUGGCAUGAGUACUCUGGAGAGAGACUCAAAGAAGACAUGGUGAACUAUGCAAUGAGGAUGGCUCAGCCAGCAGUACAGAGAGUAUCACAUGCUGACAGUUUGGGCUACCUUAAAGAGACUCACAAUAUAUUCUUUGGUUAUGUUGGAAAACAACAUGGACCAUUAUGGGAAAUGUUUUCAAACCAUGCAGAGAAAUAUCAGGCUCAUAGCUGGUUCUAUGCUUUGUCACAUGAUAUUGCUAGUAAUGACUUGAAGCCUCCAAAUGACUCUUCUGUGUUUGUGUAUAAAGAAGAAGAAAUUUUUUAUUUUCAAACAAAUCUGGAACUGUUGGAAGAUAAGGAUGCCUUAAAUACUUCUCUGAAUAAAUGGGUUAACUCUGAGAGAUUUGGAUUUUUCCCGAAAAUUACAAGAUCUAACAUAAAUGACUUAAUAGCCACUGAAAAGUACAUAGUAAUAGCUGUUGUGUCAGAAAAUAAACUCAAUGAAAUAACACAGACUGAACGUGACUUCAAGGACAUGAUUGAAAGCAUUAUAAGAAGUAAAAAGCAGGAAUUGCACCAUCACUUUCAGUUUGGAUGGAUAGGUAAUCCUGAACUGGCCAACUCGAUAGUCAUGUCGGAGUUGACUGUGCCGCACCUGAUCGUUCUCAACUCCACCACCAGCCAUCACCACAUGCCGGAUGACGACCCCGUGCUUAUGACGCCUGAAGCUGUGUCAUUGUUCCUUGAUCAGAUACACAAACAAAUGGCACCGGCAUAUGGUGGUAACAACUGGAUAGUCCGCAUGUACCGUGGGUUCUUCGAGGCGCGAAUCACUCUCAUGAACAUGUGGCGUGGCAACCCGGUGCUCACUGCGCUCGUGUUUGGCCUGCCGCUUGGUUUCCUCUCACUUAUAUGCUAUUCUAUAUGUUGCGCCGAUAUACUAGAUGCGGACGAGGAAGAAAUUACAGAAACGCACGAGAAGAAGGAUUAAAGAAAAGUCGCGAGUAUUUUAAAAUGAUGUAGUUUUUCGCUAGAUCCCGGAUUAAUUAUAACAAUUAGGUAUAUAAUAACUAUGUUUCCUGUUCAGUAUUGAGUUCUCUAAAUCCUCAUACUCAUGAACGCUUUUAGUAAUGGUUGUUAAAAAACAUUAUUAACUGAACACCAAGCGUCACGUUAGAAAAGCGUCCAUGUAAACAAGGGCUUAUUGUUUUUAUUUUCUGUUUAUAUUUAUAACUAGAGGAUGCCCGUGGCUUCGCCCGCCUGGAUUUCGGUUUUUUAAAUCCCGCAGGAACUCUUUGAUUUUCC
Molecule: messenger RNA, 1753 nt
Organism: Maniola jurtina (meadow brown)
Lineage: Eukaryota; Metazoa; Arthropoda; Insecta; Lepidoptera; Nymphalidae
Gene: Tmx3
Product: protein disulfide-isomerase TMX3
Exons: 8
Coding region: 162-1439 (425 amino acids)
Biological process (GO): peptidyl-cysteine oxidation
Cellular component (GO): endoplasmic reticulum
Molecular function (GO): protein disulfide isomerase activity
Source: RefSeq, a predicted model, not a curated record